CAGGCGUUACUACUUGCGAAUACCUGACGACAUCAAUCUAUAUACGUGUGUGUAGAAAGACAGCUAUAUAGAUCACGGACAACCAGGCUAGUCUGCAGUAUUUAUCGAUUAGUUCGCGCUAGCAGCGUUAGCCUGUCCACAUUCCAGCUGUGAGAACUCGCGUCCUCGUGGACGAUUUGCUGCAGGAACUUGGAAACUUAGAAUAACGUUGAACCAACGCCAUUUUCGUCCAGGAUCGUCUCCAAUCGCGGUGUAGGUUGUCCUGAGAUUGUAAAAGCACGCCAGACCAAUAUUUUCGAUAUUUUUAAAUUGAAAAAUUAGCUAAGAAGUCUGAGGAGCGUUUUUAAGACAAUCUUUUGGGAUUUCCUAGGAUCGCCAUGGAUUUUGAGGAGUAUAGAAAGAGAGGUAAAGAGAUGGUGGACUACAUCGCGGACUACCUGCAGAAUAUACGUAGUCGACGUGUGUUCCCCGACGUCUCCCCUGGAUACAUGACGAAGUUGGUGCCGUCCUCUGCUCCAGAACAUGGCGAGAAGUGGGACGACGUCUUCAAGGACGUCGAGAGGGUCAUCAUGCCAGGGAUAACUCAUUGGCAAAGUCCGCACAUGCACGCAUACUUUCCCGCCCUGAAUUCCUUCCCGUCGUUGCUUGGCGACAUGCUUGCUGACGCAAUAGGAUGCCUCGGUUUCACAUGGGCAUCCAGCCCCGCUUGUACCGAGCUCGAGACAAUUGUGAUGGACUGGCUAGGCAAGAUGAUAGAGCUACCUACCGAUUUUCUUCACAGCAACGAACAGACCAUGGGUGGCGGAGUGAUACAGACCACGGCAAGUGAUGCGACAUUUGUGUGUCUCCUCGCCGCGAGAUCCGAAGCGAUCCGAAAGUUCAACGAAGAGGGCUGGGAUCCAGCUGAAAUCAACGCAAGGCUCGUUGGAUAUUGUUCGGAUCAGGCACACUCUUCGGUGGAGAAGGCAGGUUUGAUCGGUUUGGUGAAGAUGAGGCUCUUGCCAAGUGAUGACAACCUCAGUCUCCGGGGUGAUGUUCUCCAAGAGGCAAUCGACAGGGACAGAGACGAAGGAUUAAUCCCCUUCUUUUUAUGUGCAACAUUGGGUACAACUGGCGCAUGCGCAUUCGACAAUCUGAAAGAAGUUGGGCCCAUAUGUGAAGCGGAAGGAUUGUGGAUGCAUAUCGAUGCGGCGUACGCCGGGACAGCUUUCGUUUGUCCAGAGUACCGGAAGUACAUGGAAGGCGUGGAUUAUGCGCAGUCGUUCGCUUUCAACCCAUCGAAAUGGAUGAUGGUGCACUUCGACUGUACAGCCAUGUGGGUGAAAAACAGCGGAGCAUUACAUCGAACAUUCAACGUGGAACCACUGUACUUAAAACACGAAAACUCGGGUGCUGCAAUCGACUAUAUGCAUUGGCAAGUUCCCCUCAGUAAGCGGUUUCGAGCUCUCAAGCUGUGGUUUGUUCUCAGGAUGUUUGGCGUGGAGGGUAUUCGCAAACAUGUCCGCCAUGGUGUGAGAUUGGCAAAGAAGUUUGAAAUGAUGGUGAGAAACGACGAAAGGUUCGAAGUUCCAGCAGAGCGAGUCCUUGGCAUGGUAGUCUUCUGUUUGAGGGACGACAACGACAACACAGAGGCACUGUUGAAGCGGUUAAACAAAUCUGGUAGACUCCACAUGGUGCCAGCAGCAUUGAAGGACAAAUACGUCAUAAGAUUCACCGUGACGUCACAGUACACAACUGAUGAUGACCUCGAGCGGGACUGGGUUACCAUUAGGGACACCGCCACCAGAGUAUUAGCCGACGAGGAUGAGGUUCCGGAGGUGAAAAAGGAGAUAUUAGAAACCGCUGUCCCCGAGAAACGCCAGGUAAUUAUGCGAGUGCCGAGCAUAAAGAGAAAGGAUUUUGGUAUGAGUCUGAUCUUAAGCAAUGUCCCCAUGUCACCCAAGUUUAUCAAUGGGAGUUUUGCCGCCAUCUUCGACAACAACAACAUCAUUGUUGAGUUUGCCAAGGAGCUGAGUCGAGGAGAUUUUAACGGCAAGACGAUAAUGCUAUCGCCUCGCCGCCGCAUGAAACUCAAAGACCAAACAAAACAACAGAGCUUGGAUUGCAACCUGUUUGCAAUCAGGAGGUCCCCUGGUCGCUUCAAGCAAGGUUCUCUUGAUUCCAAAAUUGAUGAAAUUCUGGAAACAUCUUCUUACGACAGUGAUACCCAGUCAGGGCUGUUUAGAUCCGACAGUGUGGAGGAAAAUGGAUGUGAUGCCGAGUUGAAGCUUGGGAAUGCAGUGAAAGAGCAUGCUGAAGGCGUCUCUCAAAGCCAAAAUGGCAUCCACAUGAUUUGCAAGCAUUGUGGAAAGCCGGUUGAAGACUGAGAUUUUAAAUCAAAGUUACAAUCUGGUUGUGCAAAUAAAUGUUAUCACAUGAUGAACUAGACAUUUGGAUACAUGGUUGAUCAAUCAAAUGCAAUGUAUUAAUCAUGGAAGAAUUAUUUCCAAAAUGGAUGCUAACAUAAAUAUGUCAGAGUUGUAGAAAUGAUAUUUUUACGAUUUGUGAAAAGCAUUGUUAUGUAUCUUUUUGGGUUCCAAUCCAAUCCAGAAACGAUUCAAUGGUUGUGAUAGUCAAGUGUACGAUAUUUUGAAUUAAGAUAAUGAUGUGUAGAUAGGGAAAUAUUCAAAGUAUUCUAUAGCAUAUUGUUCGGACGAUAUUUAGAUUACAUAUGCAUAAUUCACACUGCUGUAAGUUUCUAUGGAAUAUUAUAAAAUGUAGAUAUGUAUUGUUAUUGCUAUGUAUUUACGUCCUAGUAUAUGUAUUCUUUCACCUUUCAGGAUUAGAAUACAGGUAUACUUCUUAUCAAGGUUUUGGGUUCAAAUGUAUGGGUGUUUUACUGUGCGUGUUACUAUAUGUGUGGUUUAUUUGGGAGCGGUGUAUUUAACCUCAUAGUUUAUUUUGUUCUGUUCUUAACAACAAACAUUACAAAUGGUUUUCAAUGUCAUCUUCUGUUUUGGUUUUUCUAUCAUUCAGUUUGAAGAAAUGUUGUUAUACAUACUAUACAUAUUAAAUAUAGUCCCAUGAGAAAGCAAUUCCAUGACGGAUGGUAGAAACAGUGUGCGAAAUAGCCACUGGCCCGCUAGCCCGUGGUAAGUAAAACUCCA
Haliotis rubra (blacklip abalone) is the source of this 3146-nucleotide messenger RNA. Its product is annotated as histidine decarboxylase-like. Gene Ontology annotation, molecular function: pyridoxal phosphate binding; histidine decarboxylase activity. The record is from RefSeq and is a predicted model, not a curated record. The transcript is spliced from 14 exons. The coding region runs from base 378 to 2366 and encodes 662 amino acids. Gene Ontology annotation, biological process: histamine biosynthetic process; L-histidine catabolic process. NCBI's taxonomy places the organism in Eukaryota, Metazoa, Mollusca, Gastropoda, Lepetellida, Haliotidae.